Molecule: messenger RNA, 954 nt
Organism: Ipomoea nil (Japanese morning glory)
Lineage: Eukaryota; Viridiplantae; Streptophyta; Magnoliopsida; Solanales; Convolvulaceae
Product: protein FAR1-RELATED SEQUENCE 5-like
Exons: 1
Coding region: 1-954 (317 amino acids)
Biological process (GO): regulation of DNA-templated transcription
Molecular function (GO): zinc ion binding
Source: RefSeq, a predicted model, not a curated record
AUGAAGGAAGCAAUGCCACAAGUGUUUCCAAAAACCAGGCACCGAUUCUGCAUGUGGCACAUAAUGACCAAAGUGGGAGAGAAGGUUGGUGGGAAAUUAGCAAAAGAUGAAAAGUUCAGAAAGGAAUUAAAUGCAAUCGUCUGGGACAAAACCUUGGGACGUGAGGAGUAUGAAAUACAGUGGAACACAUUAAUGACAGAGUACAGCCUCGAAGAGCACAAGUGGUUCAAACAAAUGUACGAGAUCAGAUCAAGUUGGAUAGAGGCGUACUACAAUGACGUGUUCAUGAGAGGGUUAAUGCGAACGACAUCCAGAUCAGAGUCAGAAAAUGGACUAUUUGGGGACUGCAUCAACACACAUGGAACAUUGUUAGAAUUCUUCACCCAGUUCGAAAGCGCAAUCGAGAUGCAGCGGCACAACCAAGCACGAUUAGUCGCAGAGUGCGAAACAUCUUACCCACCCAUGAAGACACCACUACAAAUUGAGAAACAUGCAUCUUCCCUAUACACCAAUACAAUUUUCUACGACAUCCAAACAGAGAUAUUAGAAGGAAGUUUCUCAUGCAAAAUAUCUAGAAAGGAACAAGCAACUGAUCACGUACUAUAUACAAUCCAAGAGGGCAAAAAGAAGAGCUUCACAGUACAAUAUUAUAAAGAGAAUGAGACAGUGAGAUGUUCCUGUGGGAAAUUCACUAGGGUGGGAAUAUUAUGCAGACAUGCGUUUGCAGUAUUGAAGGAUGAUGAUGCAGAAGUGAUACCAGCAAAAUACAUAAUACCAAGGUGGACACGGAAUGCAUGUGCACACAACCGGGCCAACGGCGACAUUCAACAAGGAGGAUCAGACAAUACAGAAAGAGAAGAGAAGAGACUAACAGCUAAACUAUGGAGUGAGUUUUACUCUUGCAUAGCAUUAUCACAGGCAAACACAUCUGAAAUGCAGGAGAUGUUGGACUAG